CUACGGGUGCCGACAAUGGCCACUGUCAGGGCCAAGGGAAACACCCGCCGCCACGCGCGGCCUCGCUGGGGACUUUUUGGGAGCUUGGGGCCACCGUCGGCCCCACUUCCGGUUUCUCUCGCGGCUCCUUCCGGGUUCUAUCACGUGCUCUGCUCGGCCAUGGGUUGGGAGGAAGUCUCGGUGCGCGGCUACGCGGAGCUGGAUCGGGUGGUCCGGGAGAAGCGCAAGGCCGGCUGCGCGAUCUUCGUUUACUUCAGCGGCGAUAAAGACCCGGCCACCGGCAUCAGCUGGUGCCCGGACUGCGUCAAGGCUGAACCCAUCGGGCGGGCUGAGCUCCAGAACCUGCCGGAUGGAGCUGUGUUCAUUUACUGCCAAGUAGGAGACAGAGCCUACUGGAAAGAUCCUGAUAAUGAAUUCAGAAAGAAUCUUAAGCUGACAGGAGUGCCUACGCUUCUCAAAUAUGGAACUCCUCAAAAGCUGGUGGAGGAAGAGUGCUUUAACCCUGAACUUGUGCGGAUGCUGUUUCAGGAAGACUGAUUUUUGUGCUUGUCAGAGGCUAUGUUAAAAGGGACCAUAAUCAUGUCUUAAACUGCAGACAAAUGUAAUAGUGAUGUUGAAACAAUGGGUUUAAAUAAAAAAUUUUCAAAAACCAAA
Pogona vitticeps (central bearded dragon) is the source of this 654-nucleotide messenger RNA. RefSeq names its product thioredoxin domain containing 17 (gene TXNDC17). The record is from RefSeq and is a predicted model, not a curated record. Gene Ontology annotation, molecular function: protein-disulfide reductase [NAD(P)H] activity. Lineage: Eukaryota; Metazoa; Chordata; Lepidosauria; Squamata; Agamidae. Gene Ontology annotation, cellular component: cytosol.